Molecule: messenger RNA, 1932 nt
Organism: Eptesicus fuscus (big brown bat)
Lineage: Eukaryota; Metazoa; Chordata; Mammalia; Chiroptera; Vespertilionidae
Gene: CH25H
Product: cholesterol 25-hydroxylase
Exons: 1
Coding region: 548-1366 (272 amino acids)
Biological process (GO): sterol biosynthetic process; cholesterol metabolic process
Molecular function (GO): iron ion binding; steroid hydroxylase activity; C-4 methylsterol oxidase activity
Source: RefSeq, a predicted model, not a curated record
CUGGAGCGGUUCCGGUCCCGCCACCCGGUCGCAGCUGAUUUCCUGCGCCGAUCGCCGCGGCGUGCGGCCGGGGCCCCGCGAUUCCCUCCGAGAGAAAGGUUAGUGUGCCACUCGCUCCAGGUUACGUCGUGACGGGGCGUGCAGACAGCAAAGAAUUAGAAGUACAGAAGGCGCGUCGCUUUAAAAAGUUCUUACAAGUGCAACUGUCCUUGGCGUUUUUAUGGAUCCGCACGGGCAAUUCUCUGUGAGCAUUUAAAGGCAAGUAGGUCUGCAUUGGUUACAAAGGAGGCCUUCUGGUGGUGAUGGAAAGACCCCCCCUGUCUCGUUUGAGGGUGGUGAGGACACAUGGAUUGAGCUCUCCAAACUCGGAAUGCAGCCGCAGAUGUGCAGUUGGGCAACUACACGCGCCUCUGUCCUCCCGAUGCCAGCUCCGCGGAGCGUGGAAAGGGAGCGCGGCGGCCGCUGACGUCACUCCGGGCGGGGCCCGCGUCUGAAUAAAGCCGGGGGGACGCCGGCCGCGGCAGCGGCGGCCGAGCAGCGCCUCGCCAUGAGCAGCCACAACUCCUCCCGGCUCCACGCCGCCGCCGGGUGCAGCUCCGGCCAGAUGUUCCUGCAGCCCGUCUGGGACCGCCUGCGGACCCGGGAGGCCCUCACCCAGUCGCCCUUCUUCCCGGUCAUCUUCUCCAUCACCACCUACGUGAGCUUCUGCCUGCCCUUCGCGGUGCUGGACCUCCUGUGCCCCUGGGUGCCCGCGCUGCGGCGCUGCAAGAUCCAGCCGCACAGCGCGCCGACGGCGCGGCAGCUGCUGUCCUGCCUGGGGCGGACGCUCUACCAGCACCUGGUGUUCGUGUUCCCGCUGACGCUGCUGCACUGGGCCCGCGGCCCGGCCCUCCUGCCCCCCGACGCCCCCGGGCUGCCCCAGCUGCUGGGCCACGUCGCGCUCUGCCUGCUGCUCUUCGACGCCGAGUUCUUCGCGUGGCACGUGCUGCACCACCGGGUGCCCUGGCUGUACCGGACCUUCCACAAGGUGCACCACCAGAACGCGCCCUCCUUCGCGCUGGCCACGCAGUACGUGAGCGUCUGGGAGCUGUUCUCCCUGGGCUUCUUCGACAUGGUGAACAUCGCGCUGCUCCAGUGCCACCCGCUCACCGUCCUGGUCUUCCACACCGUCAACAUCUGGCUGUCGGUGGAGGACCACUCGGGCUACGACUUCCCCUGGUCCACGCACAGGCUGGUGCCGUUCGGCUGGUACGGGGGCGUGGUGCACCACGACUUGCAUCACUCUCACUUUAACUACAACUUCGCCCCGUACUUCACUCACUGGGACAGACUAUUGGGGACCCUGCGGCACCCUCACGCCCAGUAGCCCGCGCCCCUCCCGUGUGUGUGUGUGUGUGUGGGGGGGGGGUGGCGGCUGCAGUGGGCAGGGGGUGCCCCUCGGAACCAGGACUGUUGGUGCGUUUCACACUUGAAUCAGAAGGAACACGCCUGAGCUCUUUUUAUUUUUAUAUGUUAGUAAGUAAUUUAUUACCUGCUGGAAAUUUCUAGAGAAAAAUCGGAUGAAUUAAUUUAUAUGUAAAUUUUUGUAUAUCAAUAAUUGUAUACGGGGUGGUGCGUCCUAGCUCACUCCAGUAGCCUUGAUUCCUGGAUCAAUGUAGACAUUUAUCACUGGCAUAUUGAAAUCAUUUCUAAACGGAUUUGUUUGUAGGACAAGGAAUUUCCUAUGUUUGAAAGGGUCCUAGAACGAGACUAAAAAAACGUAUUUUUUAAAAUGGGGAAUCUGAUGUCUGAUGCUAUCAACACUGCACCAUGUUCCUGCUGGACAGUAACUAAGAUGAUCAUACUUUUUUCCUAUUUUUUUUCACAGAAUUUUAUAUUUAUAUGGAAAGAAAUGUUAUUUAUGCUUUAAAAAAAAGAAUAUGAACCAAAUAA